This is a messenger RNA of Salvelinus namaycush (lake trout), 3535 nucleotides long. Its product is annotated as zinc finger and BTB domain-containing protein 22-like. Lineage: Eukaryota; Metazoa; Chordata; Actinopteri; Salmoniformes; Salmonidae. The record is from RefSeq and is a predicted model, not a curated record. Gene Ontology annotation, molecular function: DNA-binding transcription factor activity, RNA polymerase II-specific; RNA polymerase II cis-regulatory region sequence-specific DNA binding; protein binding. Bases 1 to 2097 code for a protein of 698 amino acids. Gene Ontology annotation, biological process: regulation of transcription by RNA polymerase II. The transcript has 3 exons.
AUGCAUUCUCUGUCCAUGGGGCAGGGCUGUAGCAGCAGCAGCUCAGGUGCCCCCUCUGGCUCGGUGGUACAGGUGUGCUUCCCCAGCUCCCAGGCGUCUGUACUGGACAGCCUGAACAGGCAGCGCGAGGAGGGCCAGCUCUGUGACCUCUCCAUCCAGGUCCAGGGGCAGGUGUUCAAGGCCCACCGCUGUGUGCUGGCUGCAUCCUCACCCUACUUUCACGACCAGGUGCUCUUGAAGAACAUGUCCACCGUCUCCAUCCCUGCCGUCAUGGACCCGCUGGCGUUCGAGAGCGUCCUGAGCUGCGCCUACACGGGCCAGCUGCGCAUGCUCCGCGAAGACAUCGUCAACUACCUCACCGUGGGCAGCGUGCUGCAGAUGUGGCACAUCGUGGACAAGUGCACAGAGCUCCUCAAAGAGGGGCGGGUGACGGGGAGUGGGAGUGCAGCCCAGGGCGUCAUUGGGGGAGCUCAGGGGAACCCUGGAUGCAGUAGCAGUGAAAGCUCCCUCGGGGCUGGGAGUGUCCAAGCUGGGGGAAGCAACACCCAGCCGGCCACUCACCCUCCCAGCCGCCCGUCCCUGAGUGAGAGCCAGUCUCCCAGCAGCACCAACUACUUUAGCCCCAGAGACACCAACUUCGGAGGGGGAGCGGCAGCCGCUGGAGCUGCAGGGGAGGGAGGCGUGAACUCAACCCCCAGCUACUGCACCCCUUCUGGGGGCGAGGAGGCUUUCCUCAUCGAAGAAGAGGAUGAAGAAGAGGAAGAAGAGCUCCUGUACCAUAGGAAGCGAGGGAGCAGCAGGAGGAAGCCGACGGCCUCUGUCUCGGACCAAGAGGUUGGAGUCAGCGAUAGCUUCGGGGUGUCGUCCUACCAAGACGGGGAUGCCUCCCCUCUCCAGAAGCGGCCCACAUACAGCCAGCCCAGCAUCAUGCCCCGGAAGCAGUGGGUGGUGGUAAAAACAGAGAGGCCCCAGGACGAUGACCUGAUCGUGGUGUCGGGUGAGGAAGGGCCAGAUGAGGAAGAGGAGAGAGAGUUGGAGAUGCUGAGGGAGAGGGAGAGGACGUUCAACAUAUCCAACAUUAGGACUCUGUCUGGAGAGUUGAGCAGCAAAGCGGACCAUGAGAUGGAGACACAGAUGGAUUACUGCCAGUCUUCUGAAGACUACCUCAAGUUUGACAGUGGUUUAAUGGACCAGACUCCCCCACAGCACCUUCAUGACAGCGCUGGUCAGAGUGGUGGCAGAACCGUCUCAGCCCUACUAGGCCAAGUCCAGUCUGCUGCUGCUGCCAGAGCUCAGCUCUUUCCCAUAGACAUGCAAGGCAACCAGAUCCUCAUGUACAGACAAUCCUCUCUAGAUUCCUCUCAACCCAUAGGAAUGGGAGGUGGUAUGGCCGGGGCACCAUUUAAAGGGCCAAACCUGGAGCAUGGAGCAGUCCAUUUGUCAGCACAGGGGGGUUUGGCCGGUGGCUUAGAUGGACUGGACGGGGGUGGUGGCGGGAGUUCAGGGAAGGUGUUCAUGUGCCACUGUGGAAAGACCUUCACCCACAAGAGCAUGCGCGACCGUCACAUCAACAUGCACCUGGACCUGCGGCCUUUCAACUGCCCCGUCUGCGCCAAGAAGUUCAAGAUGAAGCACCACCUGACGGAGCACAUGAAGACCCACACGGGGCUCAAGCCCUACGACUGCCACGGCUGCGGCAAGAAGUUCAUGUGGCGCGACAGCUUCAUGCGGCACCGCUCCCACUGCGAGGGACGGAGCGGGGCGGCUGGCAGGAGCGAGGAUGGGGGAGGGUCCGACCGCACUGAUGGGAUCUCCCCACAGCAUCUCCCUCAUGUCCCUCUCUCGACCAGCGAGUCCGGUCACGGUGUCGUUGGUGGCAGGAAUGGGAUCUCUGUCUUGUCCCCACAUCAUUCCAGUACAGGUAGCAGCAGUAAUGCUGUCUCUUGCCUGACCAUGGCCAGUUCUGGAGUGCUCUUAGGGGUUAACUCUCAGAGCGUGAUGCAGGUUCAAGGUUCAUCUGUGUUUGGUCUGGGGGUCAGCCGAGGUGGGUGUGAGGAGGAAGUGUGUGAGGUUGGUGCUAAUGAUAGUGUCACUUAAACACUCGUGUUGUUUACCCGUUUGGUUAAGACAAGAGGCUUUGGAGAGGCAUUCCAAUGACCAUUGGAAAGUGCCCCACUUUGGCAAAUGGCUCAGGACCAUUGUACAGUUAGUUCAGUAUACUCUUAAAUGUCAAGUUUAUUCUCUGUAUGACUUUUGUGGCACAUUCUAUGUCAAGAAAACCAAAAAUCAAGAGACAAUGACUCACCAAUGACAGCUUUGGCAAAAUGUUAACUAGAGUUCGAGAGGAAAGUUGCUGUUGUAAGUGAUGUGUACUAUGAUAUUAUACGCCUUUUCUGCCAGAGAAUGUGCAUUUCAAGUAAAAGUGUCUGAAGAAGACACUUGCAGUACUGCCAUCUUGUUUCACACUGGUGAUGUGUCCACUAUCCAAUUGCAGUGCUAUGGUACAGUAUUACAAUCCUAUUAUCAGUUACUAGUCUGUUACCAUUAUGAUAGGUGCAAAACUAUACACUGUAUAGUGCGUUUUACAAGUUAUCCUCAUAAGUAUUGAUGGUAGACAAAGCAGUAGUCUGGAGAUGAGGUUUCUUACAGAUCUUUCCUCACUCAAACUGCCAAAUUCCAAUGCAUGCCUUGAGAGACAUUGACUACUAUUAACAGUAGGGUGGCUAAACAAAGCAGUAUCCACCGUGAUUCUGUGUGUUUUUAACCGAGGUUUUACCUUCUAUGAAGGCUCUGGAUGUAUUUUUAUGCAGGAGAAAACUGGUCUGGAUCUAAGAGAAAGACGUGUUGUCUUUAGUCUAUACUUAUCUGUUAAGUCAGGAUUGGUAAAAUGUCUGAAAGAUGUAGCUCGUGUUUGCAGCAGUUUGAUGGACGAAAUUGCAUUUGAAGUGAGCUUAAACUAAGUGUAUAUAAUAGAUAUUUAUGCUUAGAUUGAUCAAAUAGGGAAUAUAGAACUAUUUAAUACUAAUUUGUCAUUUGACUGCCUUACUAUAGCGUACAGUGGGCGUAAGGUUAGAAAUUGACACCCUUGAUAAAGAUGAGCAAAAAAUGACUGUAUAAAAUAAUUGAAAUACUGAGCUAUAUUGUAUCCCCAAAAAAUUAUUGGGAAAUUAUUUUUAUACUAAUACAAUUGCUCAGAGAAAGAUUUUGUUUUACAAGUAAUAUUCUCAAAAGGUAGGGCUCAAUUGACACCCGUUUUCAAUACCUUACGAGGAUAACGGCACUGAACCUUUCUCUAAAAUGUUUUAUGAGUUGGAGAACACGUUACGAGGGAUCUUGGACCAUUCCUCCAUACAAAAUCCAUCCAGAUCCUUGAUAUCCUUUGUCUGUGCUUAUGUCAAGUCCAGAAACAGACUAAGGUAAAAUGAACUUUACCCAGAACCAGGAAAUGUAUGCCAAAAACCUGGUUACCUCCAGUGGUGUAAAGUACUUAAGUAUUUUUUUGUGAAUAUCUGUACUUUACUAUUAAUAUGACAAC